AUGCCAUUAGAAGGAUAUACGUCACACAGGAGUAAUUUGACAACUAAAGCGGUCACCGAAGUGUUUUACAAAUUAUUUAUGCAGAGAAACUCCGUUUAUAUUCCAGUCGUUCUUGCUGGUGCCUUCGCUGGUGAAAAGGCUGUUGAUUAUGGAGUUAAGAAGCUGUGGGACAUGAACAAUGCCGGGAAAAGGUUUGAGGAUAUUUCAGUAUUCCAGAAGCCAAUUUUGCGCAGUUAG
Messenger RNA from Papaver somniferum (opium poppy), 237 nucleotides. Its product is annotated as cytochrome b-c1 complex subunit 9-like. The record is from RefSeq and is a predicted model, not a curated record. The transcript has 4 exons. Lineage: Eukaryota; Viridiplantae; Streptophyta; Magnoliopsida; Ranunculales; Papaveraceae. Bases 1 to 237 code for a protein of 78 amino acids. Gene Ontology annotation, biological process: mitochondrial electron transport, ubiquinol to cytochrome c.